Messenger RNA from Ambispora gerdemannii, 1416 nucleotides. Lineage: Eukaryota; Fungi; Glomeromycota; Glomeromycetes; Archaeosporales; Ambisporaceae. The record is from the annotation of a GenBank genome assembly.
AUGCCGUUCAAUACAACUCACGAAACUGAUCCCUGGAAUUCUUUUCUAAAUACCCCUCUUCAGGAUGAUGAUCCUGAAAUUUAUGAACUGAUACAAAAAGAGAAGCAUCGCCAAUUCUCGGGGUUAGAAUUGAUUGCGUCAGAGAAUUUCACUUCGUUUGCUGUAAUGGAAGCGAAUGGCUCGCCAUUGACUAAUAAAUAUUCUGAGGGUCUGCCAGGCGCUCGCUACUACGGCGGCAACGAAUACAUUGAUCAAAUAGAAAAUCUUUGUCGUGUACGCGCGUUAAAAGCAUUCCGUCUGAAUCCUGUGGACUGGGGUGUUAAUGUACAACCUUAUUCAGGCAGCACUGCAAACUUUGCCGCGUUCACAGCAUUGAUUCAACCACAUGAUCGACUCAUGGGUUUGGAUUUACCUUCCGGUGGUCACUUAACACACGGUUGGCAAACGGCAAAAAAGAAAGUCUCAUCCUCAUCAAUCUAUUUUGAGUCGAUGCCAUACCAAGUUGACCCGAGCACUGGAAUAAUUGAUUACGAUCGUUUAGAACAGACCUCGUUACUAUUUAAACCGAAACUGUUGAUAUGUGGAGCUAGCGCGUAUCCUCGUGAUUGGGACUACGCGAGAUUGAGAAAAAUUGCCGAUUUGCAUGGCGCAUAUUUGCUGGCUGAUAUCGCACAUAUUGGUGGAUUGAUUGCCGGGCAAGAAGCCAAUAAUCCAUUUGAAGUGUGUGAUGUUGUGACUACUACAACACACAAAACAUUACGAGGACCCCGUGCUGGCCUAAUCUUUUUCCGAAAGACUAAAGAAGAUCUAGAGACUCGAGUAAAUAAUGCAGUAUUUCCUUCAUGUCAAGGUGGACCACAUAAUAAUACUAUUGCGGGGGUGGCAGUUGCAUUGAAACAGGCUGCGUCCCCUGAAUUUCAGGGAUACGCAAAACAAGUUCGUGUGAAUGCAGUUGCGUUAGCUGAUGCGUUGAAUGGAUAUGGAUAUAAGUUGAUGACUGGUGGCACUGAAAAUCAUUUGAUACUUUGGGAUUUGAGACCGUUGCAUUUGACUGGCAGUAAACUGGAAAAAAUAUGUGAUAUGGCAAAUAUCACUAUAAAUAAGAAUUCGAUACAUGGCGAUUCAAGCAUGUUUUCGCCUGGCGGUGUCCGAGUAGGUACAUCUGCAUUGACGUCUAGAAGUUUCAAGGAACAAGAUUUCGUCAAAGUUGCCGAAUUUUUGCACCGUGCCGUUCAAAUUGCAGUAUCAAUACAGGAUAAAGCUGCCAGUAAAUUGAUGAAAGAUUUUGUGGUGGCGUGUCAAGAUAACGAUGAAAUAUCCACUUUGAAAAAUGAGGUAGAAACUUUCGCCACUAGUUUCCCGAUGCCAGGAUUCGACCCUACUUCUCUUAUUCCAGAAGAACCUCAUGAUCAAUAA